Molecule: messenger RNA, 960 nt
Organism: Argentina anserina (silverweed cinquefoil)
Lineage: Eukaryota; Viridiplantae; Streptophyta; Magnoliopsida; Rosales; Rosaceae
Product: transcription factor MYB3-like
Exons: 3
Coding region: 189-722 (177 amino acids)
Source: RefSeq, a predicted model, not a curated record
CCCCUCAUUCCUCUUAUAUGGAGUCAUGGAGAUAUAUUAAUUAUUGUUUAUAUUGCUCUAUUAUAUCUUGAUUAUCUUCCCAACCAGUACGCACCCUCUGUUAGAGGUUCAGAGAACCUGAGAACCUGAGACCUUUCUCUCCCUGACUCCCUGAGCUAGCUUUUGCGGUAACCUAGCUAGGGUUUACCAUGAGGAAGCCCUGCCGCGAGAAGAUGACAGAGAUGACUAAAGGAGCGUGGUCUAUCGAAGAAGAUAAGAAACUCAUUGACUACAUCCAAAAACAUGGCGAAGGUUGCUGGAAUUCUCUUCCGAAGGCUGCAGGGCUGCGUCGUUGCGGUAAGAGUUGUCGACUGAGAUGGAUAAACUAUCUCCGACCAGAUCUUAAACGAGGAAGCUUUGGCGAAGAUGAAGAGGAUCUCAUCAUCAGGCUUCAUACCCUACUUGGGAAUAGGUGGUCGCUAAUAGCUGGAAGAUUGCCUGGAAGGACAGAUAACGAGAUCAAGAACUACUGGAACUCUCAUUUAAAGAAAAAGUUACUGAACAUGAGCACUCUUCAUCCAAAUAAGCCCCGUGAGAUCAACCGUCCACCUAAUAACAAACUUGGCAAGGACUUCAAUGACAUGGACGAUGAGGUCUCAUCAGCCGAUUAUGCAGGCAUUGGAGUUAGCAGCUGUUUGGGGCCUGAGUUGAAUCUCGACCUCACUCUAAGCAUCAUAUCAUGAGCAGUUCUGGCUAGCUAAUACUUCUCCUGAUCGAAACUCAAGUCGCUUAUUUAACGUGGAAAUUAAUCUGAUAAUUACAAGCCCUAAAUCAGAUUGUGAAUAUAUAUACCGUUCCUCUCCAGGGCUUCUUUUAGACAAUGGUGCUUGGAUUGAUGGAUUCUGGGAUUGGCUUUACAUAUGACUAAUGUUGAAUAGUAUGACAAGGUACGUACUCGAUUAAAUUGUCGUUCUCAAGUGU